Toxorhynchites rutilus septentrionalis is the source of this 3378-nucleotide messenger RNA. RefSeq names its product CCAAT/enhancer-binding protein zeta (gene Noc1). Bases 93 to 3047 code for a protein of 984 amino acids. The transcript has 3 exons. Gene Ontology annotation, cellular component: nucleus. The record is from RefSeq and is a predicted model, not a curated record. Lineage: Eukaryota; Metazoa; Arthropoda; Insecta; Diptera; Culicidae.
CAAAACGAUCACAUUGGUCGCGCACAUGUAGUAAAUAACGUGCGCGUAAAACAAGUUCUUAUUUUCUGAUAAAAGUGUCAUUAAACAGCGGCAUGGCAAUUGAUAGCGAAUCGAAAAAGUCACACAAAAAGAAGGAUGUCAGUAAAAAUGUCCCAAAACUGGAUACCAAUCAGCAGCAACAACCGGUGCACAAGAAAAAGAAAAUAGUUUUCGGGGAUGAUGGUGAACAGCGAGAGGUUCCGGUGGAUGUUUCGCAGACAGCCGACGAAACCGAUACCGGUCAGACGAACAAGAAGAAAGAUGCUAAACGAAGUACAAAGACCGAAAGCACGAAGGAAGAUGUCGACAGCAUGGAAAAGCGUUGGUAUGAGCACUUCGACGGAUACAACACCGUGGGCGAACUGGUGGACUUGAAGGAUGCCGAAAUAGCCGAGCUGCGUAAGCUGUGUCGGGUGGCAUUCGAGGCGGAAUGUCGGAAUCAGAUGAAAAAUAAUCCAUCAGAUGCGAAGUGGUUGAUGACGGCCCUGGAGAAAGGUACCUCGCGGGAUCGGGCCAAUGCGGGUGCGCUGCUGGUGCAGACAAAUCCGCUGUGUAAUUUGCAAGCCCUGGAAUCAAUCGUCGGGAUGGUCAAGCUGUCGAACAAGGGACACGUGGAUGUGGUGGAAGUCGUCACUGAGCUGAUGCUGAAUUCUAUCAUGCCAGCGUUUCGGAAGCUGAUCUCGAUUCCGCUUCGGGGAGCUGAUUGGAAGAAUGUAAAAAAGUUGGAACUUGAAAAAGGAUUGCGCGAUCGAAUUUACGCCCACUGGCACUUCGAAGAUGCGCUGCGAGAUAUCUAUUUCGCGUAUUUGAACAAUCUAUCAGCGUUGGUUCAGACCGGACAGGAUGUUACCAAAUUGAAGGUUAUUCAACAUGCUUCGAAGUUGUUUACGAUGAUUCCCGAAAAGGAGGCGUACUUGUUGUCUCUGCUGGUGAACAAACUUGGAGACCCAAGUAAGAAGGUGGCCGUGAAAGCGUUGUAUCACUUGACGGAAGUCGUCAAGCGACAUUCGGCCAUGUGUCCUAUAAUUGUUACCGAAACUGAGAAACUGUUGUUCCGAAAUAACAUUUCAGCGAAUGCUCAGCACUAUGCAUUAAGUUUCCUCGCAGCGAUCAGCAAUUAUGGAGAUUUUAGUUCGUGCGAAAAAAUGAUUAACGUCUGCUUUUCGUUUUUCAAAAUUCUCAUCGAAAAGGGCGAAGUAAACUCGCGAACUAUGCAGGCGAUUUUGGCUUGCAUUCGGAAGGCAAUCGGCAACGUCAAGCGGGAUGUUGACGUCGCCAAUUUGGUUAAGCCGGAGGUGUUGAAUACGGUUUACCGGAUGAUUCACAUGGCGGACAUUUCCAUCGCUUGCCAGGGACUGUCACUGAUGCUCGAAAUUACGGAAGCCAAAGGUGUCGAACAGAAUCGGUUCUACAAUGCACUGUACAAAAAGCUGCUCGAUCCACAACUAGCCAGUAUAGGGCCAAGAAUAUCGAACAUUUUCUUCUACAUCACUCAUCGGGCGAUUCAGAAUGACCCCAUUUCGGAUCGGGCACAAGCUUUCAUCAAACGUUUGCUGCAGGUGGCGUUCUAUUUUCCGCCGGCUCGAGUCUGCGGAGUGCUAAUUGUGAUCAAUAAGGUGCUCCGGAAGCGGAAGCAUCUUCUGAUUGAUGGGUUGGUUCCAUCGAAUGACGCAGCAACGUACACAGAAGCAGUGGAAGAUGAGGAAACAUCGGUUGUGAAGACGGAAAGCAAUCGUAAAGUCACCCAAUACGAUCCAUACCAUCGGGCGUCUGAAUUCGCCGGAGCAAAGUACACCGUGAAAUAUGAAUUGGCGCGUUAUUUGCAAUAUUUCCAUCCAACGGUGAAGAAGUUCGCCGGUUGCAUCAUCAACAAUGCACCCCUCACAUAUUAUGGCGAUCCAUUGAGAGACUUCUCGCUGGGUCAUUUUCUGGACCGGUUCGCCUUCAAGAAUCCUAAAAAGCCAAAAACGGAGGAAACAGCCGAGGGGGAAAAUGUUCCCAAGAAAAGGAUUCUCGGAGUGGCCCAACGGAAGGGUGAUUACGUGCCAAGCGGAUCCAGAGGAAUCCCUGUGCAGUCGCUUACCGCCGAUCGUUGCACGGAGGACGAACGAUAUAUUUUCCAGUUCCUCGAGCAGAAGAGGGAGAAAAUUCGUCUCGCCAAAGAGUAUGCGAAGGCCAAGAAAGCUGCCGAGGGCAUCGAGGAUGGCGACGAAGAGGAUCUAUCGGACGCGGAAUCUCUCGAUGACGAUGAGUUUGAUUCGUAUCUGGAUCGGUUAGGUGUGGCCAGCGGAAACGAUGGCGAUGCCGAUCUGGAUGGUGAGGUUGAUUUUAUAAAUGAAUUCGAGCAGGAUCUGGCUCGGAAGGCUGAAAAGAAGAAACGCAGCAAGAGCCAAGCGGACGAAGAGGAUGGCGAAGAUGACGAAGAGUUUGGUGAUUGGGAUGACGCAGAAAAUGUGGACGACGAGGAUGAUGAUGAUGAUGACGACGAGGGUGAUUACAGCGAUUUGGAUGAAUUCAGUGACGACGGCAGCAUUUCGUUGGAUGAGGAUGGAAGCGGUGACGACGAAGAAGGCGAGGAAGACAGUGAGGAAGAUGACGAAGAUUCGAGUCUGAAAUCGAAGAAAAAGAAACGGAAGAAUGCUGAUGGUUUGAGCGACAAGGCCUUCCAGAAGAAGUUGAAGACGAAUGAUUUCAACUCGUUGUUCGCUGCGGCGGAUGAUUUCUCGGAAAUGCUAGAGAAGAAUGUCGGAGCGAAGGACAAAUCCCACGGCACGCUGGGUGAAGUCUUCAAUAAGGACAACGCCAAUCCUAAACAGAUGGCGUGGGAACAGGCUCGUUUCAGUGGCAAAAAUAAGAUGCAAAGUGGAAAGAAUCGAUUUAUCAGCAAGAAGCAGGGUUCGUCCAGUGGGGUGGAUAAGAAGUUUAAAAAUGGUAAAGUUGCCAAGAAGAAGCCGUUUACGAAAUCCAAGAAAGGGACCGGAAAGGUUGGUGGCAAGCGCAGGAAAUGAUGAAGGAAAAUAUCAAAAGUAUAAUAGUAUAAGUUUAUGAAUGUUACUUCAAUAUACGAUCUUUUCCAAUUGUAGUGAUUUAUUUUUUCCCCGAAAAGACAGUCACUAGAAUCUGCCAGUAUUCGAAGUAUUUGCAUUCGAAGAGUGUUUGUUUUUCGGUCAUCUGCUGCGUUGCUAUUCGACUAUUUCAAAGGCCUUGUGUAGUGAGUGAGGAAGCUGUGUAUUCUGUAAACUGUACAGUACAAUAGGAAUUAUGGAAAUGGUGCGCCCGUCUGGUUUACUGGCAUAGCAAAAAAAAAAAAAGAACACGUGAGUCAUAAGGCGAAAGAAA